Pieris rapae (cabbage white) is the source of this 1072-nucleotide messenger RNA. RefSeq lists its product as uncharacterized. Lineage: Eukaryota; Metazoa; Arthropoda; Insecta; Lepidoptera; Pieridae. The transcript has 5 exons. The record is from RefSeq and is a predicted model, not a curated record. Bases 237 to 989 code for a protein of 250 amino acids.
UCGUGUGUCGUCCAAAAACGAAACCUAGCUCCAAAAUAAAACCAUGGGGUGAUAAAAUAGCGAUUUUAGAACCAUAAAUCGUUGACUGUAACAAGUUGAAUAAAAAUCUCGAUGAUUUCAAAUUAAUCUUUAAAUAACGGGACGCGUCACUGCGACGAUUUAAAAAAUAAACCCAGUAUAUAAAAGUGUUGCCAUCGAGCAGAGCGUUUUCUCAAAGUUGGAGUCGCGAGUUCAAGAUGUUUAAUAGUUAUAGUGCCGUUUUGGUUUUGAUUUCAUUUUGUGUUUGCUAUGGACAAAUACCUAUUUUCAGGAAUUAUGAUUACAUGUCGUCCACUCAGUCACCAUUGCCGUUCCCAGCGUGCCGUGCUGAUGAUAUAGAAUGCCUUCGACGAGGACUUCGAACGUUUUUUUUUCUUAUGGAUUCUGGUCAUUUGGGUAUGAGCCCUGUCGACCCCAUAGUGUUAAACAGCGUGACGGUCGCUGUUCCCGAUGAGCAAAUGUCAUUUCUGUUUAGAAAGGUUAACGUCACAGGAGCUAGGUGGACUAAGCUCGUAGAUAGGAAAUUUCAUUUUAAUAAUGGAAAAAACAGUAUUCGUUUUAAAAGUGACUUGCAUGUCGUGGGGGAAAUUACCAUGGCUUUUGCUGGGCGAACAGAUCCCCAUGUUUCUGUCCUAACAAUGGACUUGAGUGAUAUUGAAACCAAUAUUACAUAUUCAUGGACAGGUCAACGAGGAUAUGAUACAGAAGACUACAUAAUAAUUGGUAAAGAAAGAAUAGCUGUCAGAAAUUCAAGAACUCCAUCUUUCUUUUUACAACCUAGAGGAACUGAAGAUGCUUACAUGAUUGAAAGGGUCCUGUCAGCAAAAAGUGCUGUACUAGAUUUCUUAGCAAAUGAAGUGACGGUAGCAUUGAUGCAUGCCAUUGUUGAUAACUUUAGAUUAUUUGCUAAUCAAGUUCCAGUAAAAAACUACUAUACAUAUAAUCAAUAAAAGUAAUUUAUAGAAAUAUUUUUUAUUUAUUUUCUUCUUGUUAAGCUGGGUGAAGUACAAUCAAGGAAGUUAUUUUCUGUAGU